AAUGGAUCUCACAUGUUCGUUUGACGAGGUUAUAACAACGAACAGAUUCAUAGAAAACGUACAAAAUAACGCUUAAAAACGGGAGCAACCAAUAGAUAACGAGCAAGGGAAGAAUAUAUAGAAGGCGGCGUCUCGUCACAAAAACUAUACCUUUAGUACAAGAUGAAGAGAGCAGAGCUUGUGUUCAUUCCUACCCCUGGAAUGGGUCACCUCGCAUCCACCCUUGCGUUCGCAAAGCAUUUGCUUGAUAGAGAUGACCGUUUCUCCAUCACGGUUCUCGUCAUGAACCCAGCAUUUGCCCCCACCAACCAUAGCAUCGUACAGUUGAUCGCUGCCUCCGACACCCGUGUAAGAUUUAUUCAUCUUCCUCAAGUAGAUCCUCCCCCGAAAGAGCUUUUCUUUAGGUCUGUUGAGAAAUUCAUCACCGAGUACGUAGAGAACUACAAAAGUCAUGUCAAAGAAGCUAUCAUCAACCAUGUGUUAUCCGCUUCGCUUCCACUUGCCGGUUUGGUGGUCGAUUUGUUCUGCUCCUCCAUGAUUAAUGUGGCUCACGAGCUUGGUGUCCCGUCUUAUGUCUUCUUUACCACUAAUGCUGCCUUUUCUGGCUUCAUGCUCUACCUUCCAACCCGUCAUGACCAGGUGGGCAUUGAGUUUAGGGAAACCGAUCCCGAGUCAGUCAUUCCAAGUUAUGUCAAUCCAGUUCCUCCUGGUGCUUUGUCUUCAUUUGCGCUCAACAAGGAAGGUGGGUACAUCUGCAAUGUAAACCUUGGUAGAAAGUACAAAGAGGCCGAUGGUAUUAUUAUCAACACGUUUUCUGAGCUGGAAUCUCAUGCGGUAAGCUCUUUUUUUAAUGAUGGAAUACCUCCGGUUUACACAGUGGGACCGAUGAUUGACCUCAAGGGUAAGACGUCUUCAGAGGAUAAUCAGGCCAAGCAUGAGAUAAUGAAGUGGCUUGAUGAUCAACCUCCAUCAUCAGUGGUUUUCUUAUGCUUUGGAAGCCGGGGGAGUUUUGGAGAACCCCAGUUGAAAGAGACUGCACUUGGGCUCGAGAGGAGUGGCCACCGGUUUCUGUGGUCAGUACGUCUGCCAUCUCGUGAUGAUGGGUUAGCCAAACCUACGGAUGCCGAGAAUCUCGAGGAGAUCUUGCCACCCGGAUUCCUGGAAAGAACCAGAGGUAUUGGAAUGAUAUGCGGAUGGGCUCCACAAGUGGAGGUCCUUGCCCACAAAGCGAUCGGAGGGUUUGUGUCCCAUUGCGGGUGGAACUCGAUCUUGGAGAGCCUAUGGCAUGGUGUACCUAUUGCUACUUGGCCACUUUACGCGGAACAGCAAACCAAUGCAUUCCAGAUGGUAAGGGAUCUGGGGUUAGCAGUGGAGUUGAAAAUAAAUUACAGGCUUGGUAGUGGCGUGCUUGUCAUGGCCGAGGAGAUAGAGAACGCAGUGAAAUGCUUGAUGGAAGCUGAUAGCGAGGUGAGGAAGAGGGUCAAAGAGAUGAGUAUAAAAAGCAGACAGGCUGUGAUUGAAGGUGGAUCUUCAUAUGCAUCACUUGGUCGGUUGAUUGAGGCUAUCAUAGCAAAUGUUACAGUACCUGCGAGGAAUGAUGCGAGAUUUGAUGGCCAGCUGCUUUGACUCGAUAGUAUCCGAGCGUAUGGGCAUUGUAUGAAGAGGUGGAGUGUUGUUUCUUCUUCUCCUUUACACAUUAGACAGUUUCUGGGUUGAAAACUUGGAAUGACACUUCCAAUUCUUGCUCGGGUGGGGAGCAUAUUCCAUAUGAUUUUCCAAAGUAGAAGUUUAUGUCGGUCAUGGAUUUUCAGCUUUCAAAGUUUUUUCAAUAUUGGACUUGGGAAGUUCUGUAGAAAUGCUCUAUGGGGUUUUGCCACUAUAUGGUACAUUGUCUUCGUGGAGAAUUUCCUAUUAUUUUGGGAGAGGUGGAUUUUUUAGAUUCUUGUGAUAAUGUCUUGUUUCAAACAGAGUUUGCAGUUUUGGAAUAUUCCAUGAUCAGAGAUUUUGAUAAUUAAAUUAGAGACCUU
This is a messenger RNA of Juglans microcarpa x Juglans regia, 2027 nucleotides long. RefSeq names its product anthocyanidin 3-O-glucosyltransferase 2-like. Bases 163 to 1626 code for a protein of 487 amino acids. NCBI's taxonomy places the organism in Eukaryota, Viridiplantae, Streptophyta, Magnoliopsida, Fagales, Juglandaceae. Gene Ontology annotation, molecular function: UDP-glycosyltransferase activity. The record is from RefSeq and is a predicted model, not a curated record. The transcript is spliced from 2 exons.